Messenger RNA from Cryptococcus amylolentus CBS 6039, 1114 nucleotides. RefSeq lists its product as hypothetical. The record is from RefSeq and is a predicted model, not a curated record. The transcript is spliced from 2 exons. The coding region runs from base 91 to 1014 and encodes 307 amino acids. NCBI's taxonomy places the organism in Eukaryota, Fungi, Basidiomycota, Tremellomycetes, Tremellales, Cryptococcaceae.
GCGCACCUAUAUCAAUCCCAAACACCUUCUCCACCUACCUGGUCUCUACAGUGACCCAAGAAGACAUCGUUGUAGGUGACAUAUGGGGGCAUGGGCUCCAGGACUGACUUCAUAGCAGCAAAUCUGUGCUCAAUUAGCGACUUCCAUCCAUCAGAUCCCCUCAGCCCCCUAUCAUACACCGAAAUCCUCGCUACGAUGUCAGAAUCCAUAGCCAGUCCUCAAGACGCGCCGAAAGAGCAGUCACCCCAGACGACUUCGGCUUCGCCGUCUCCCGCUUCGAAGAUACACGAGGAGUGGAAGGAUGAUUCUUUGGACGCUUUGCUGGUCAGCAGCGACGGUGUCGGAUUCUAUGUUCCGGCUUAUAAGCUACAAGCCCACAGCACUGCCUUCUGCGACAUCAUAACCGACCAUGCCAAGGGGCAGUCUUCAUCCAGCCCUUCCUCUUCAAACUCAAAAGGGGCCUCCGGCAACACCCAUCAUACUCUAGAGUUGACAGACGACUCUUUUGAGACUUCCAUUGUCGUCGCAUGGGUACUGCAAUUGAUGGAUGGCACGUUUGACGUGAAGGCUUUCGUGGAGGCCAACAAAGCCAAAACUUUGCCGAUUCUGUUGAACCUGAAGUCGUUUGCCAACAAAUGGGACUGUCGUCUGGUGCUGGAUGGUCUUGAACGCGCCAUUGUCACUAUCAGCUCUAGAAGCAGCUCUGAGCCUUUCAGUAAGCUUGAGCAAUUCGACAUCCUCAGAGUUGCGUCAAAUAUCGACCGUCCUUUCGCCGCUUAUUCGGUACUUCUUCUAUGGGACAUGCCCGAAGGAAGUGAUGGGGAAAAAAGAGAGUAUGCCCAUGAUAAUGUAAUAAUCACCAAGAGAAAGCAUUUUGCAAUCAAUACUCUCAGUAAACGCGGGUUCAACUACUUUUCUCCCGACUAUCUCUACGCUUUCUACAAGUCUUCGAAGAAGCAUGCUGCCGACCAGCGACUCCGCGCGGACGAGUUUCUCAGGCUUAUAUCUGAGUAAGCGGUUGUUUCCCGCACCAAACCUUUGAUCCAUACCUCCUGUCUACUUAGUCCCUGUACUGUAUGUGAACUGUUCAUAUACGACGACGCAUACACACUCA